Molecule: messenger RNA, 477 nt
Organism: Arachis duranensis
Lineage: Eukaryota; Viridiplantae; Streptophyta; Magnoliopsida; Fabales; Fabaceae
Product: protein CYSTEINE-RICH TRANSMEMBRANE MODULE 1
Exons: 3
Coding region: 112-366 (84 amino acids)
Cellular component (GO): plasma membrane
Source: RefSeq, a predicted model, not a curated record
UUGAUUCCACUUAUUACAUUGUCAUUUACAAAUUACAAUCACUUCGCCUUUAUUGUUUGUUUGCAUUUGAAAGACAGCAUCAACUUCGAUCAAUUCAUCAUCAUCACCACCAUGAGUCACUUCAACAAUCAGCACGAAGCACCUGCAGUAUCAUAUCCGCCAACAAUGAGUGCGUACCCUCCUCCACCAGCAGCAUCAUAUGUUAGUGCUCCACCACCAAUGGGUUACCCUUCAAAGGAUGGUCCUCCAGCUGCAGGGUACCCCCAGCAGAGUGUUCCACAACACACCACAACCAAGGGUGAUGGCUUCUGGAAGGGUUGUUGUGCUGCUCUAUGUUGCUGUUGUGCCCUGGAUAUCUGCUUUUGAUUGGGUCACUCCAUAGAUUUGUGCAUGCUAAUCAUUGUUUUUCACAUGCUUCCUUCUUCCUUUUGUAUAAUUCUUUGUAGUUUAUAGAACAAUAAUAAGGAUCUUCAUUCA